Molecule: messenger RNA, 3838 nt
Organism: Anthonomus grandis grandis
Lineage: Eukaryota; Metazoa; Arthropoda; Insecta; Coleoptera; Curculionidae
Product: tetratricopeptide repeat protein 14 homolog
Exons: 16
Coding region: 204-3710 (1168 amino acids)
Molecular function (GO): protein binding
Source: RefSeq, a predicted model, not a curated record
CUUUAAUCCACUUUUCUUGUCGUUUGGUAUGAUGCGGUCCGGUACCUUGGUUGAGUUUUCUGGAUAGUUUUCGUGGAUUUUAUAUUAGAAAAACUGAUUUCAUGGCCAUUAUGGGGCCACUAGUCGUCUUAAAGUAAAAUAAGUUUGAUCAGUAAAGUUGUAAGCUCAUUGUGUUACCAAUUAAGUACUGGGAAUAAACCAUCAUGGAGUCACUGAGCAAUCAGUUGAUUACCAAAGCAAUCAACUACCAUGGACAGCAGUUGCAAAAACUAUGGGAAGGCGAACACGGAGACAACGAUUUAGCCCGUAGAAAUGUAAAGGAUCUGAAUUAUCAAGUGUAUGGGCAGAGGCAGAAGAACCUCUCCUUUCAGGACCGUGGGAAACGUCUUAAGUUGCAACAGUUCAUAGUAAAAAAGGCCGGAGUAAUUUUUUCUAUGCAACCGUCUGCAUUUAAGACUUGCGAUGUGCCAAUAUCGGAAGAUUUAUAUGCGAUUAUGCCUCCCUUUGAGACUUACAUAAACGCGGAUAGGCAGAAGAGGCUUUUGUUUUUCACAGAGAGCGUGAAGGUAGGUGACCUUAUUUUGGGAACUAUUGUUAGCAAGCAGCAGUCUGGAAUGAUGUUGAAAGUAUUAUGCACUGCUGGAAAUGAUGGGAUAGUCAAGUAUGCGGCUGAUAUUAAUAUUAAGGCAUUCUGUCCAGUGGCUAAUGUAAUACCGGCGGUGGACAAAAAGGGCGUUUCACGUAGUUACAUGAUGAACGACUACGUUUGUUGUGAGGUUCUGGAAGUGAUCGCGGAUACAGACAAAAUGGUGUGUGGCAUGAAGGGAACUACGAGAAAGCCCGGCGAUCCCGAACAUCACCCACCACUGGGUCUUAUUAGUACUGAUGAUUUCCCUUUGGUUUACAAGAAGUCUUUGGAUCAUAAAAAUGAAUCGUUUGAAUCAGUUUUGGAGAAAAGUAUUGGGUUCAACAAUCCAAACAACAUACAAUUCUUAUCUGGACAGAUGGGAAUUGAUGAUCAUUUCACACUUAUUGAGGCCUUAAGGGGAAGAUUCCCAGAAAGCGAAUACGCAAACGAGCUACGCCAAAUCCAAGCGAGUAAGUGGGCGUAUCGUAACGUCGCGGACGGUAUUGAUCAUUUUAAAGCCGGGAAACACGUGGAGGCGUUCCAAUGUUUAAAUAAGGCACUGCAUAUUGACCCGAGAAACGUGGAGGGACUGGUCGCCAGAGGCGCCCUCUAUGCUAACAGCGGUAAUUUUCAAAAGGCCAUAGAGGAUUUCGAGACUGCUUUGAAAUUGAACCCGAGUCAUGCGAAUGCCAGGAAGUAUAUGGGCGAGACUUUGGUGGCGUUAGGCAGGAGCUAUGAGGAGGAGAACAAAAUCGAAGAGGCUCGUAAGGCGUAUCAGAGUUGUUUGACUAUUAUUCCCUAUCAUGAAGAAGCCAAGAACUCGCUUGAAUUUUUAAAGAACAAAGAUAGGCAAAGCGCGAAAAACCUAAUAGAACCCGGCGAAUUAUUAUUGCCAAAUCUGUCGUUGGCGAAGCCGGCAACGGACGUGAACGAUGCCUUAAAACAACUGUUAAAAAAUGAGGAAGACGAGAAAAAAGAGAAGAAAAAGAAGAAGAAAGAGAAGAAAAAAUUAAAGAAAAAGCGACACUCGAGUUCCAGUUCGAGCUCAAGCUCGUCCGGUAGUGGUGAUAGUUCAAGUAGCUCGUCGAGUAGCAGUAGUGAUUCCAGCUCGUCUAGUGGAGACUCAGAUUUUAAGAAACGCAAGAAGAAUAAAAACAGACGUGAUAAACGCGAGAACUCCCUAAGUCCUCUUAGCAAGCGAAUGGCGAUGAUGGACGCCCAGUCGCACGAUUCCGCCUCGGCCAGUUUCACCUUUAAUAAGCCGGCCACCAAUUUCGAGUUUGCUUUCGAAGGACUCGAAGCGAAAACGAAAUCGGUCGCCGAAUUGGAUUACGAGUCUAAAGUUAAGGCAUUUUUAUUGGAGACCAAAGACGAUUCCGAUUAUGAGGCGAAGGUAAUGGUACGGAAGUUUCUAGAAGAAAGUUCCAAAUGGAAAAAGGGUAAAGGAGGUGUAGACGACAAAAAGAAGAAAAAGAAAAAGGAUAAGAAGGCUAAAAAAGAGAGCAAAAAAAAGAAGAAAAAAGAGAAAGAGAAAAUUAAGCGCAAGGGAAUCGAUUUGGAUCUAGACGAUCACAAAAAGUUGAGGGACGCCAUUAAGAAGGAACUGAGUAAGGAAAAGAAGAAGAAGCACAGCGUCGGGUCCGAGGAGGAGGAAUAUUUUUUGCAAAAGUCCGGCGUAUCCAAGAGGUUUAUCGAAAGUUUACCGGAUUUGGAGGAAUUGGAAACGAAACUUAACGCCUAUUAUGAACUGGAAAAACAAAGCAAACGUGACCUGAGCGAGUCACCGAAGCAUUCGCGACUCGAUUCUCCGUCACCGACGCGAGAACAAAAAGCGCGGCAGGCGGUGGCGGAGGCGGCAGCCGCCUCGUCCGGCAAGUGGAAGAUGCACAUCGGGGCGGGCGGUAUGCCGCCCGCGUCUGCGCCGCCCUCGACUUCCGGCCGCCCCAAGAAGAAGCAGGAGCGACCGCCUUCUCCCGAUUGGCCGCCAGAGUUGCCGCAAGAGAAAACCGGCCGUUCCCGAAAUAGCUUUGACGAGCAUUCUAAAAAGGCAUCGUUGCCUCCAUUACCCCCGACCGAUAAGAACGUGAGCGUACGCAAACAGAUGGCGCUCAAAGAACCGCCAGUGAAGCGUCGCAGUCCGUCGCCCUCGCCGCCUCCCAAACGGGCCUUAAAACCAUUAGCUGCGCCGCCCAUGCCGCCCGGACCGAAGAUUCCUCAAGGACAAGUGGUGCUCGACAAGUUCGGCAAUUUCAGGCUGAUGACGCCGCCCGAGAUGAAAAAAAGAAGGGAGGGCAUGCCAUCGGGGAGUCGACCACCAGAACCACCCGGACGUCCGCGGUCUGAGAGCCGAUCUCCGAAGCGACGCAGUCGUUCGCGAUCGCGCGGUAGCAGAUCGCGUAGCAGCAGUUUGUCACGUAGUCGCUCUAGGAGUUACAGGUCUAGAUCCCGUAGUUACCAGUCCCGCAGCCGAUCCAGAUCCGGAUCGUUCUACUCGAGGUCACGGUCCAGGUCCCGUAGUUAUUCGGGAGACAGACGUUUCCGAAGAAGGGGCGGCGGCGGUUUCCGUGGAAACCGGAACGACCGGGGUACCUAUUAUAAGCCAAGGUAUCCCCCCAAUCCCAGAUAUGAUAACAGGGGCCGUGGAGGACGCGGAUGGAAUAACCGCGAUAGAUAUGACAGAAAUUAUAGAGGAAGAGGCCGUCCGUAUGAUAACUAUAGAGGUAAUCGUAGGCCGAGGGCUCGUUAUGGAGGACGAGGAGGGUACAGAGACUAUAGGGACAGGAGGCGUGAUAGGAGUGUAUCCAGAGAUAGAAGCAGGUCAUACAGUCGCAGUGUCGAAAGAUCAGAUGAGUCACCACGAAGAAGUAGAGGUAGCAGAGAUGUGAGUAAAGAGAGAAUCAACAAAUACGCGUCAGAGACUGCAACUGGACCCGCCGAGGGUGGAGAUAAACAACAUGUGGCUCCACCGGUCAAACAUGAUGGGCCAUUAUCUGAAGGGGAGGAUAGAGAUGACUAUACGAGUGCCGAUAAGAAUGAUAAAGCGGAAGAAAAUGCUAGCGCUCCUGCAGAAGUUCAAGAUUAAACAUGUAAUUAUUAAUUUAAUAGUUUUUAGUGUUCACCCGUGUAUUUUGGUGUAUUUAAAAGAAAAUGAAUGUUAUUGUGUUUCAUAAGUUGAUGCAAAAGAUCACGAAAUAAAAUGCAUUAACAUUU